AUGAUUUUAGUAAAGCAUGCAAUUAUGUCACGACUAAUCCGAAAAAGAACAGACGAAAGUAUUGCAGUUUGUAAAGAACGUGCACGGCAAUCGUUGAGACCGGUAAGGGCUGGCAUGGCCGCGGGACCAGACGGUAUGCCGGCCAAGGAAUGUUCAGGAUGGAAGCUUAACUUAGAGGAAUGGAACACUCAGCCAGGAGACCUGUUCAUAGACUUCAGCUCUACAUUUAAUUAUGUGCAACCUCAUGUUUUGUUGAAUAAACAAAUCGAGAUGAAUGGGCUCUUCAGAGAACCAAAAGGAAUACAUCAGAUCUCAUACCAAUACAAAGCAGUAGAAAGAGCAGUAAUUUCAAAGGUCACUCAACGCGUCAUUUCCAUUCCGCAGAAACUGUUCCCCUUCGUCGUGCUGGUGGCUCUGGCCGUGGGGUUGGAGGCUCGGCGCAUUGAGCGGCAGGCUCCCCCACUGAGCACAGGCCAUUUCAGCGCCAGCCAACAGGGAGACGCUCUCACCAAAGUCUCUUCCAAGUCUGACACGAGACUGGGAAAAACAGAGACUGGUGUAAAGGGAAUGCUGGCCAACUCGGGCAAGCUGCGAGGAGCCGCCGACGCGCAGAGCGCCGACGGAGGGAAGACCCAGAGCAUGUAUGCCGGAGACAUGAAAGGCAAAGGAGGCAUGUGGGCUGACACCAAGUCAUCGGCGGGCCCGAAAGGACAGUCUUCCAGUACAGCGCUCAAGGGAUACAUCAGCGACGGAGGCGCCAUCUCGGGAAGCGUUGGCGCAGGAAGCACAAGCUAAGAAACGUGACUUGUUCCAAGUGUCGUCGCUGUGCUAGAGUAAGAAUUCCGUCAGAUGAUUUUUCUGCUUUCGUGUAUAAGGGAAUAAACAAGCA
Messenger RNA from Penaeus vannamei (Pacific white shrimp), 889 nucleotides. NCBI's taxonomy places the organism in Eukaryota, Metazoa, Arthropoda, Malacostraca, Decapoda, Penaeidae. The record is from RefSeq and is a predicted model, not a curated record.